This is a messenger RNA of Quercus robur (English oak), 1047 nucleotides long. RefSeq names its product LRR receptor-like serine/threonine-protein kinase RGI5. The transcript has a single exon. Gene Ontology annotation, molecular function: protein binding. The record is from RefSeq and is a predicted model, not a curated record. The coding region runs from base 1 to 1047 and encodes 348 amino acids. Lineage: Eukaryota; Viridiplantae; Streptophyta; Magnoliopsida; Fagales; Fagaceae.
AUGGCGGGUCUGAGACAUCUCGCUCUUUCUGGAUUCUGUGGACUGAUUCCUCAUCAGCUUGGAAAUCUUUCAGGCCUUCACUAUUUGGAUGUUGGAUCUAACUCUGGCCUUUAUGUGGAUAGUCUUCAUUGGAUGUCUAGUCUCUCUUCCAUGAAAUGCCUUGACAUGUCCUCUGUCAACCUUUCUUCAGCACUAGAUUGGCUUCAAAUAUUGAGUAGGCUUCCAUCUCUUUCGGAGCUACACUUAAAAUAUUGUUAUCUUGAUAGCCUGAAUCCAUCUCUUGGAUUUGUCAAUUUUACGUCUCUUCUAGUCCUUGAUCUUUCCUAUAAUCUUUUCAAUCAUGAGAUUCCUAAUUGGUUUUCUAAUAUCAGUGCAACCCUCUUAGAGCUUGAUCUGACCAGCAAUUCACUGAAGGGUGAGAUACCACAUGGCAUUUCGAAUUUUCAAAAGUUAGAACUUCUAGUCUUGGGGGAAAAUCAUCUAACUGGAAAUAUUCCGGAGUCAAUUGGGCAACUUAAGCAUCUAACAGUACUUGAUCUCCAAAUGAAUUCUUUUAGUGGUCCUAUUCCUUCAUCCCUUGGGAAUUUAUCUUUCAUGGGGGGAUUAAUCCUCUAUGAUAAUCAGUUAAAUGGAACUUUCCCAAAGAGUCUUGCACUACUCUCAAAUUUAAAUUUCUUAGCUAUUGGAGACAAUUUCUUAACCGGCAGUCUAGAUGAAGUGUUUUUUACCAAAUUUUCAAAAUUAAAGGUGCUAUCAACAUCCUUGUUCUUCAAUGUCAAUUCCAAUUGGGUUCCUCCUUUUCAACUUGAAAUUGCUGACAUGAGCUUUUGCAAGAUUGGACCUAACUUUCCAGAAUGGCUAAAAACACAAAGGUCUCUCGAGGGUUUACUAAUGUCCAUGUCAGGAAUUUUGGGCAAGGCUCCGGGUUGGUUUUGGAAUUGGACUUCAAAUGUUGAUUCCAUCGAUCUCUCUAGCAACCGCAUAGAAGGUGAUGUAUCUGACAUCUUGCUGAAUUCUAGGAUCUUAAAUCUAAAAUCUAAAAUCUAA